AGGCCAUCAAAACGCCUCCGGGAAAUUCUCGGGUUAUUUUGAAAACCCCUUCCCUCCCCAAGACCUUUAACCUAGAGGGCUGUUGAGGCGGUCUCCUAGGAGACCACACAGAAACGACUGCGCAUGCGUGCAUUCCCCCGGCUGAUGCAACCUCACGCUGCCGUGCGGCUCUACCUCGAGUAAGGAAGCCGACAGGGAAAUCUGGCGAGACCGAUCGGCGGCCACACGGAAGUGGGCGGAAAGGCCCACCCCCCGGGGGCUUUGCGAGUGACGUUGGGCGGCACGGCGCUAGCGGCGUAGUCCUGCGUCUCUUCCGGCGGCUGGGGGGGUGUCCUGCCGGCGCGCGGGCCCUGCGGCCAUUUUGGGCUUCGUUUCCACCACAGCAGCCGGCCUACUCAGUCCUUCCGGUAUCGCGUUGCUCAGGGGCUUUUCAACCCUCUGUCACUCGGAAAACCAUCGCCGAGGCCGUGGGGGCACUCCUAUCCAUGGUGUUGAAGCGUCGAGCCGACUAGGGAACCUCCUUCCCCGCCAGGAUGGAAGUCGCAUCAGUCGCCUCCUAUUGCGCGGGCUGUUCCUCCCUGUGUUCUGCCGCCCGCUGCCGCAUCCGCUGCCCUCUGUGGCUUUUCUGCUGGCUCGAAGAUAGGCCUGGAGCACCGACGCCACCGCUGGGCAAGGCCGAGACUCUGUAGGCUUCCUCCGAAUCCCGUCGACCUCCAGCCGCUGAGCGCCGCGGCCCUACCUGAGAGACUGCCAAGAAAAAGGAGAUGGAGCCGGGGAUAGGCGGAUCGCGGAAACGGCUUGGCCUUCGGGCGGGCUUCCGGUUCUGGCUACCCUUUUUCCCUCGGCGAUCGCAAGCAGGCUCUUCUAAGUUCCCGACGCCUCUUGCCCCGGAAAACUCCGGGAACCCCACACUGCUUUCCUCUGCUCAGCCCGAGACUCGGGUCAAUUACUGGACGAAGCUGCUCUCCCAGCUCCUUGCGCCGCUCCCCGGAUUGCUUCAGAAGGUGCUGAUUUGGAGCCAACUUUUCGGUGGAAUGUUUCCGACCAGAUGGCUAGAUUUUGCUGGAGUCUACAGCGUCCUGAGAGCCCUGAAGGGACGGGAGAAACCAGCCGCGCCCACAGCGCAGAAAUCUUUGAGUUCGCUGCAGCUCGACUCCUCAGACCCCUCGGCCACUAUUUCCCUUGAUUGGCUAGAGGAGGGGAUCCACCGGCAAUGCUCGCCCCCAGACUUAAAAUUGGAGCUUAAGGCCCAGGGAAGUGCUUUGGACCCUGCAGCACACGCUUUUCUCUUAGAGCAGCAGCUGUGGGGAGUGGGGCUGUUGCCCAGUAGCCUUCAAUCCCGUCUGUACUCUAACCGGGAACUUGGCUCUUCGCCCUCUGGGCCUCUAAACAUUCAACGCAUAGACAAUUUCAAUGUGGUAUCCUGUUUGCUGAACCCUUCCUACCUGGACUGCCUUCCUAGGCUAGAAGUCAGCUAUCAGAACAGUGAUGGAAAUGGCGAGCUAGUCGGCUUCCAGACUCUAACCCCAGAGAGCAGCUGCCUGAGAGAGGACCAUUGUCAUCCCCAGCCGCUGAGUGCAGAACUCACUCCGGCCUGGUGGCAGGGAUGUCCACCUCCUUCUACGGAAGGCCUACCGGAAAUUCACCGUCUUCGCAUGAAACGGCUGGAAUUCCUUCAGCAGGCUAGCAAAGGGCAAGAGUUACCCACCCCUGACCAGGAUAAUGGCUACCACAGCCUAGAGGAGGAACACAGCCUUCUCCGGAUGGAUCCGAAACACUGCAGGGAUAACCCAACACAGUUUGUUCCUGCUGAUGGAGACAUUCCUGGAAACACCCAGGAAUCCACUGAAGAAAAAAUAGAAUUAUUAAGUACAGAGUUUCCACUUGCUUUGGAAGAGGAGAGCAUUUCUGAGAGCUGUCCAUCUGGUGAGAAACCUAUGGAAAAGGAGCCUGGAGAGGGCCGAAUAAGUGUAGUUGAUUACUCAUACCUAGAAGAUGACCUUCCCAUUUCUGCCAGACCAGCUUGUAGUAACAAGCUGAUAGAUUAUAUUUUGGGAGGUGCAUCCAGUGACCUGGAAACAAGUUCUGAUCCAGAAGGUGAGGAUUGGGAUGAGGAAGCUGAGGAUGAUGGUUUUGAUAGCGAUAGCUCACUGUCAGACUCAGACCUUGAACAAGACCCUGAAGGGCUUCACCUUUGGAACUCUUUCUGCAGUGUAGAUCCUUAUAAUCCCCAGAACUUUACAGCAACAAUUCAGACUGCUGCCAGAAUUGUUCCUGAAGAGCCUUCUGAUUCAGAGAAGGAUUUGUCUGGCAAGUCUGAUCUAGAGAAUUCCUCCCAGUCUGGAAGCCUUCCUGAAACCCCUGAGCAUAGUUCUGGGGAGGAAGAUGACUGGGAAUGUAGUGCAGAUGAAGCAGAGAGUCUCAAACUGUGGAACUCUUUCUGUAAUUCUGAUGAUCCCUACAACCCUUUAAAUUUUAAGGCUCCUUUUCAAACAUCAGGGGAAAAUGGGAAAGGCUGUCCUGACUCAAAGACCCCAUCUGAGUCCAUUGUGGCCAUUUCUGAGUGUCACACCUUACUUUCUUGUAAGGUGCAGCUGUUGGGGAGCCAAGAAAGUGAAUGUCCAGACUCGGUACAGCGUGACGUUCUUUCUGGAGGAAGACACACACAUGUCAAAAGAAAAAAGGUAACCUUCCUUGAAGAAGUUACUGAGUAUUAUAUAAGUGGUGAUGAGGAUCGCAAAGGACCAUGGGAAGAAUUUGCAAGGGAUGGAUGCAGGUUCCAGAAACGAAUUCAAGAAACAGAAGAUGCUAUUGGAUAUUGCUUGACAUUUGAGCACAGAGAAAGAAUGUUUAAUAGACUCCAGGGAACAUGCUUCAAAGGACUUAAUGUUUUCAAGCAAUGCUGAGUCGGCAGCCUGUAGUCCUAGCAUACACUACCUCUUACCUGAGAGGUGUCUUUUAAAAACAAAUCUUGGCAGCUGUCCUUUGACUUUUUUUUUUUUAGAGGAAAUGUAACUUGGAUCUAGUUUAAUUUUUUUUUUUUUUUUUGCAACGUAUCCCACUCAAACAUUCAGGUUUGAAGCCAGCCCUGAUAAUGAAGGAUGAACUAGUGUGAUUUCUAGUCCUCCCUUUUUUGAUUUAGUUGGAUGUGCUUUUAAAUGUCCUUUGCUUGCAUGAGGUGAAAAGGGGACCUUUUUGAGUUGUCAUUUUGCACUUUCAAAAAUUAUUUUCUUGGAAACAAUAUUUAUAGGGCUUAAAGCCCAUUUUCAUUUCUAAUCUAAAUUAUGUGUGCCUAUCUGAAAACUUUGGGCUCUUGUUUCUUUCCCAAAAUUCAGAAGUUAAUGGGCUUUUAUGUUUUUCUACAUUUUUUUUAUUUCAAUGAUUUGGCUUGUCUAUGUUAGGCUAAAAAAUAACCUUGUUUAUGCUACCAACUUAAAGUACAUUAUUUUGUGUCACUUUUUUUUUCUUGUAAAAAUGACUUGGAUUGAAAAUAUGUGGUAGCCUUUUUAUUUCUACAUUAAGUUCUACCUAGGAUAUUUCCAAGGACUUCCACAAAACCCGAAUGUGCAGUACUUUACUACUUUGAGAAAGCUGCAUCUUUCUACCAAAUUUUAACAUCUAAUGUAUUUAAUUUCUUUACAAACUUCUUUGGAGAGGGUUCUGUAUAUGUUAUUGUAGUUCCCAGUUUAAUAUAGUUCUUUGUAUCUCUUAACAGGUUGAAGUUACUGCAAAACACUCUGGAAAGUAAUAAUUACAUCAUAAUCCUUUAUUUUUUAAACUUAAAAGCCUAGAAAUUUCCUAGAAAGAAAAUAGGAGACAUCUCAGAGCAAUUUGGUUUUGGUGUAUAUGUUCUUAACAGAAAACCAGUGUUAAUGAAUAACAUGCCUCAGCACUGUCACUUUUAAAACCUGUCAGGAUCCCACUGUAAAAUUGGAAAUGGGCAGUUCUGAAGUUUCACGUUUGAAAUGUAAAAUAUAAACUUCAGUCAAUAUCCAGAUUUAUUGUGUCCUACUAUUUAAUAAUGAGAGAAGUAAUGGCAAGGCCUUUACUUUCAGGAAAGGACAGAAGUACAGAUUAAUGACUGGAAAGUUUUAAUAUAUUUAGCCCAAAGCUUACUUUGAAUUGAAGUCUUUGCAUUGACUGUGUUUGGUUUAUUUGUUUAGCUUUACAAGGUACACAUAAGUUAGGUUGAGGGGUUGUUAACCCUUCAGUGGUCUGCUUUCAUUCUGUGUGCUUCCUGUCACAGGUAAUGGAAAACAUAAGUAGAAUAGGUGACCUCUUAGUUUUGAACUUAUUUAAGUGUGGGGAUGAAUUUUUCAUCAGAAGUGCUUACAGGGUUACUACCUCAGUUUACACUCUACCUGGUCAUUAUUUUAUUUCUAUCCGGUUCUAAGAACUGCUUCCACUGUUUAUAUAUUCAUAAUUAAACACAUUGAGAAUGCAACACUAUAAAAGCUGGUCACAUUUUUGCAGAGCCCUUAUUCUGUGUGUUUUUUGUUUUUGUUUUUGUUUUUUUUUGAGACAGAGUCUUGUUCUGUCGCCCAGCCUGGAGUGCAGUGGUGCGAUAUCGGCUCACUGCAACCUCUGCCUCCUGCCUCAGCCUCCCAAGUAGCUGGGAUUACAGGCGCACACCACCACGCCUGGCUAAUUUUUUGUGUAUUUUUAGUAGAGACGGGGUUUCGCUAUGUUGGCCAGACUGGUCUUGAACUGCUGACCUCGUGAUCCGCCCGCCUCGGCCUCCCAAAGUGCUGGGAUUCUGUGUGUUUUGUGCACCUCCACUUUAGGUAAUCAUAGGGAGCACAUUUACAGGAUGGUCUAACAACAUGAAAACAGGCUAGUUUCAAGCAACAGCGAUGUCGGUUGGAAAGCAGGCAUCAUUUGCCUUGAAAAAAAAGCCUUUUGACAACAUACAGGCAUUCUUUUAAAACCAGGCUGAAACAUUUUAUUUCCGAGACUUAGGUUGUGUUUCCUGUUUCUUAAACCUAGCACCUCUGUGUAUUUGAAAAUAAUGAGACAUCUUUCAUUGGAUUUUGGAAAAUUGUUCCCCAUGGGAUUCUAACCUCACUACCAAAUGAGUGAAAGCUUGAUUAAGAGUUCUUCCAUAUACUAGCCUCCUUGGAAGAAUCAGAAGGUGACAAGAAGGACAGAAAGGACUAUUUUAAAGUUGGACUGAAGGAGAAAAAAAGCAAAAUUCUUGUUUCAUCCCAAUUCUAGUUAGAACAAAGUUAAACCCCCAUAAUCUUAAAGAGAAUGUUUGGAGGUUUUAAUUAAACAUUUUAUACAUUUAAAGUCUUGUUAAUGGUGCUUUAAGUGUCAAUGUAGCAUGUAAAAAGGCUUUGUACAGACAGGUAAAGUUCCAUUUCUGAGUGAUGAAAUGUAACACCUCUUCAUCUUUAACUUGAAAUCAAAACUAUCAGAUUUUAUUUUUGUAUAAUUUAAGGAAGGUAAAGUUAGGGGACUAGAAGACUCUAAAUUGGCUUCUACAGAUCAAUAAUUUAAAUGUAACUAGUUGGGAUUUUAUAGUUAAAAUUAUAUUAUGUAUAUAACAUAACUAAUCUGUAAAUUGUAAUAAAUAUAUUUGCAAUUAUUAAAUGUUAAGUGAUA
Molecule: messenger RNA, 5604 nt
Organism: Nomascus leucogenys (northern white-cheeked gibbon)
Lineage: Eukaryota; Metazoa; Chordata; Mammalia; Primates; Hylobatidae
Gene: PPP1R15B
Product: protein phosphatase 1 regulatory subunit 15B
Biological process (GO): response to endoplasmic reticulum stress
Cellular component (GO): protein phosphatase type 1 complex; endoplasmic reticulum
Molecular function (GO): protein phosphatase regulator activity
Source: RefSeq, a predicted model, not a curated record